This is a messenger RNA of Drosophila miranda, 1755 nucleotides long. Its product is annotated as sulfhydryl oxidase 1-like. Lineage: Eukaryota; Metazoa; Arthropoda; Insecta; Diptera; Drosophilidae. The coding region runs from base 26 to 1678 and encodes 550 amino acids. The record is from RefSeq and is a predicted model, not a curated record. Gene Ontology annotation, biological process: protein folding. Gene Ontology annotation, molecular function: flavin-dependent sulfhydryl oxidase activity; protein disulfide isomerase activity. The transcript has a single exon. Gene Ontology annotation, cellular component: Golgi membrane.
GUGGACACGUCCGCAUCGUCUGGAAAUGAUUCGGCCACUCAAGAUGAAUGCAACGUUGCCAGUUAUCAUCUGGCUCCUGAUCUUGGCCACGGCCAAGGCCAAGGCCAAUGCUCUGGCAGGUGAGCCAAGUCUCUACAACGAGGCUGACAAUGUGAUCAAUGCCGACACCGAUACACUGCUGCCUUAUCUGCGGACGACGCCAAACGGCAAGCUGGUGCAGUUUUUAAACAUAUUCUGCGGCCACUGCCGACGCUUCGCACCCAUCUUCAAGGCUGUGGCACGAGAACUGUACAAAUGGAAGAGAGUGCUCAGCAUUUACGCCGUCGACUGUGCCCAAGCGAGAAAUGUGGAGGUCUGUCGCGACUUUCAGAUCCUUCAGACCCCAACACUGCGCUACUUUCCCCCAGCAUUCUCUGGAGGCGGGAUUGGCAUCAACAUCCCCACUCUUAGUCCGAAAAAAAUGAUCGACCUGUUGGCCGGGCAUUUGGCGAAAGACAUCAAUACGAGCCUGCUACGCUUUGAGCCUCUUACGCCCGACAACAAUGUUAAUACUACACUCGCAGAUCACAAGGGCCCUGGCCAUACCGAGGAGUAUAUAGCACUUGUCCUACAGCCGAAGGGCUCGAACAUCGGCAGAGACACGAUCCUCGAACUGCUACCAUAUCCUGCGGUGGCGGUUCGCAUUGUUGACGAUGCUCGUAUCUUUUCCAACUUCGGCUUGGCUCCUCACGAUCAGAAGUUGGCCAUCAUGGACCUGGCCGGCCACAUCCAUGCGCUGAAGACCGCCCAAGAAUCGAGCCAAGCUUAUGCGGCCGGCAUUGCCGAGUAUCUCGCCCAAAUGGGCCGCACUCCGUUGCCCCCCUUAUCCACGACCAGAGCACCACACAUCAGCAGGAUCCGGUACAAGGAGAAGCAGCAAAUACUAUCGACUGUGCUACGGAAUCCACAUAUGAUCUAUAAAGCCGAUGUGGAGCAGGCAAUCGACAUACUGCUGCACAUUGAGCUGCCAAAGGCAGGCCUCAUUGAGGGAAAUAAUCUGACAGCACUGCGAAACAUUAUCUCCGUCCUAAGACACCACAAUCCCCUGAAUAAGGAAGGAAAGCUGCUGCUAACAGGCAUACACGAUUCCCUAAUAACCCAAAAGCGAUUGACGGGAAGUGAGUUCGCAGACUUGGUCAAGUCGAAGGAGAAGAAGCUGGUGGAGGAUGUAUUCAAGGGGAAGCGCUUUGUUGGCUGCACGGCCUCGCGUCCCUUCCUGCGAGGCUUCACUUGCUCCUUGUGGACGCUAUUCCACUACCUCACUGUCGCGGCGGCAAAGCCACCAAAUUACCUUGCGGCUGGAUCAGUGCUCUCGGCCAUGCACGGCUUUGCUAAGCACUUUUUCGGCUGUACGGACUGUGCCCAGCACUUCCUGGCUAUGGCAGCGCGCAGACACAUCGAGUCGGUGACGGACCACGAUUCUGAGAUCCUCUGGCUGUGGGAGGCGCACAACGAGGUCAACAACCGUUUGGCUGGCGAUACCACAGAGGAUCCCAUGUUCCCGAAGAUUCAGUUCCCCAGGAAGAAGGAUUGCCCCUCCUGCAGAAAUGAGAAGUGGAAUCAAUUUGAAGUGUUAAAUUAUCUUAAAACUAUCUACGACACACAGAACUUGAGCGACUACGGAUACAAUGAACUGUAAUGAAUAUAUUAUGUGUCUACAUAUGUUUAUAAACCAGCACUAAGGUUUGUGGAAAUAUAGAAACCAAGCAAAACCAA